This is a messenger RNA of Striga asiatica, 579 nucleotides long. Lineage: Eukaryota; Viridiplantae; Streptophyta; Magnoliopsida; Lamiales; Orobanchaceae. The record is from the annotation of a GenBank genome assembly.
AUGAUACACACACACGCACGCGCGCACGAAUGCAGCCAUCAGACCAAGUUGGGGCUGUCGGGCAGUUUCGAGGAUCUGGAGGAAGACCAGAAGCUGGAGGUAUACGCCUCCAUCAUUGAGGCCUCAGGCCGUCUGACCGUGCUGACUCGAUCAGACGGCCCACCUCCUUCCAUAUCGUACCGUAAGAAGAAACCGGCCUACGGGUCGGCUGCCAUGCACCUGAUGGACAUCGGGCAGAUCAUCUGGGACGUCUACUCGUCAGACCACCCAAUCACCACCGCCACGCGGGAGGCCCUCGUGUUCGCAGCCGAGGCCGGUGGUGCCGCCCUCGGGAAGCUCGUUGGGGCCGCCAUUGCGACCCAGCUGACUGGGCAGGCGGCCACCACGCUAUUCGUGACAGCCAUGGGCCUUGUUGGAGGAUUUGUGGGGGGUUUUAUACUCGGUGCCCUCGCGGGUUUUCUUUUCGACCUCAUAUUUUCGUCCGGAGGGCAGAGGCCUCUCCCGACUGACGGGUUCAUCCUCUAUGUGGCCCCCAUGCCCAAUGGCAACGACAUAGCCAAGCAGAUUGCGUAUACUUGA